AUGAAAUUCAACAUCUUCUUAUCCUCAUUUCUCUCCGGUUCUGUUGCGCUAGUCUCUGCCGCAUCAAUUCUGGCCAGGGUCCAGCUAGUGAAGAAUGACACCUUCUCAGGAGUGCUUCCUCCUAUCAAUGCUUCCAGUCUCGCCAUGAUAAAGCCCCCUGAGGGUUUCCAGUUGAGCAUUACUUGGGAUGCGAGAGUGGAGCUAUCCUGGUUUGAGGAUUACGUAAACACAAUGGAAGCGAUGAUUGCUUACGCCAAGCAACCGUGGAACGGCUUCGCAGGCCAACUUCCAAACAUUAUCUCGUCUCCGUGGUUCGAUUCGAAGCUCGAAAUAGGCCGACUUCGGUCUGAACUCCAAAUCAAGCACAUCAUCGCGGCACUGUAUGCAACAGGAGUUACCAUUGGUGCUCGCCAUGGUUCAGACACGUUCAAACUUGACGCUAAAAUCAUUCUUCACGAUCGCCAGGUCGGAUGGUUACUAUACAGCCUCAAACGCUUGAACCUGGAAGGUUAUACAAUCAACAACACGGUUCUUUUAGGCGGCGGCUACUCUAACAAUACUCUCUCGACAAGCAUUUCAGAACAGUCACCCAAUCCCCUCGUUGCUCUCCCUAGUGGCCUCUCCGCCCGCCGCUCGGGCUGGGUCACUGAUCGUAGCGAUUCGAAUUUCAAGGUCCAUUUUGAAUGCGAGGGUACAUCCAUCUCCGCAAGCAGAGUAUUUACAGCUUUCUUAGACGGCCUAGCCACCGCGGCGCAACACGAUAACGACGAGACAGGUGCGGAAAUGCGUGUUCACAGCGUUGACAAUCACGUAUCGAUUGUCAUGUACAAAGAUCCCGGCGCGGCAACCUUUACUUGGGGCGAUCUGAAAUCUGCUUUGGCAUUGAUCUGGCGGGAAAUAGUGGUAGGAUACCAAAGUAGUGAAGGUUCGUCGUGGGAGGAUAUGAAUUUUGGGAUAUUCUACAAGAAAAAGAAGAUAGGUGAGGGUUACGUGAUUUAUUUCGAGACGCCUCCACUGCCGUUUGAGACGGCCGUAGCAAGAUAA
Molecule: messenger RNA, 1044 nt
Organism: Letharia columbiana
Lineage: Eukaryota; Fungi; Ascomycota; Lecanoromycetes; Lecanorales; Parmeliaceae
Exons: 2
Coding region: 1-1044 (347 amino acids)
Source: RefSeq, a predicted model, not a curated record